Maylandia zebra (zebra mbuna) is the source of this 1303-nucleotide messenger RNA. RefSeq names its product chemerin-like receptor 1. Gene Ontology annotation, molecular function: complement receptor activity; G protein-coupled receptor activity. The record is from RefSeq and is a predicted model, not a curated record. Gene Ontology annotation, cellular component: plasma membrane. Gene Ontology annotation, biological process: inflammatory response; positive regulation of cytosolic calcium ion concentration; phospholipase C-activating G protein-coupled receptor signaling pathway. NCBI's taxonomy places the organism in Eukaryota, Metazoa, Chordata, Actinopteri, Cichliformes, Cichlidae.
GUUAAGCAAAGACAGACAGCAAGCAAAAAGAAGAUAAAAUCCACUUGGAGUAAAGACAGACUCUCUCAGCUAAAGAACCAUGGGGACAGGUCAGUCAUCUGGGCUGGAAGCAGCUUCCACACACAUACAAACAGCCUCCAUUGUCAUCUACUGUGUGAUAUUUAUAGUUGGAACUCUGGGCAACGCCCUGGUUAUCUACAUGACGGGCUUCAAAAUGCAGAAAACAGUCAACUCAAUUUGGUUUCUCAACCUGGCCAUAGCUGACUUCCUCUUCACGGCCUUCCUGAUUUUCUCGAUCAUUUCUCUCUCUCAGAGUCACCAGUGGCCUUUUGGACAAUUCGUGUGCAAGCUCAACAACUUUGUCACUUUAGUCAACAUGUUUGCCAGCAUCUUUACUCUGACAGCUAUAAAUUUGGAUCGUUGUCUGUCCAUCUGGGUGGUGGUGUGGGCACACAACAAGCGCACAGUCUGCAAAGCUCGGCUCAUAUGUGCUGGUAUCUGGGUGACUGCUGCGAUCUGCAGCACUCCUUAUGCCACUUUUCGCACCGUGUUAGGAGAUAAUGGGACAUAUUACUGUGGUUAUUCUAUGACACAUGAACAAAAAUGGAGUCUCCACAUUUUUCGCUUUCUUAUGGGCUUUGUGAUCCCAUUCCUGGUAAUAGUCAUCUCUUAUGUGGCCAUAGGGAUCUGUGCAAUGCGCAUGCAGAGAACAAGGAGAAGGAGAUCUCACAGAAUCAUUUUCUCCAUCAUUUUUGCAUUCUUCAUCUGCUGGUUACCCUUCCAUGUUUUUAACUUUAUAGAAUUAAAGGCUGUGAAUAACCCAGACCUCUGGAACAUUGUUAGAAUCAUGGGUCCUCUGACUUUGAGUCUGGCUUUUCUGAACAGCUGCCUGAACCCCAUCCUCUAUGUUUUCAUGUGUGAAGAAUUCACGAAGAAGCUUCGGCAGUCCAUAUGUUUUGUACUUGAGAGUGCUCUGGCAGAGGAUCAUGUGUCCAGUCACUGUACGUCAUCAACCAUUUCAAAAAUGUCUCAAAAAUUUGAUCCUGCUGCAACUUUAAAAAUAAUUGACCCAGCCAUUUAUGAAAACAUCCCAGUAAGCAACGUGAUCAUCACUGAGGAGAUUCCGGUCUCCGAGUAAAAUCAACACACAGCAACAAAAUCCAGUGUAACAAAAGGCAAUGUAAAAAGGAAUUCAUUGAUUUUUAAUCCAAAACUUUCACAUCAGAUUAUAACAUAAAGUACAUUCAUGCACAGAAACACAAAGCACGUGUUUUUGUCUUGUCAUAUUAUUAGACAAGCAAGA